AAAGGUUGAGUCGCUGAGUGGGGUCCUCUGUCCCAUCGUCUCUUAUAACAGAAAGUUUGAAGCCGGAGGUGAUCGGUUAAAAUGCCAGAGGAGAUGGCAGACGGUGGGAGAAAGCUCGUGACUCUCGACGACCUCAUCGAUGCCGUGGACAAGCGCGAGAGGGCGCCAAGUAAUGUCCCGAAGGUCGAGACAUUUCACUUCAAAGGGGAUCGGGUAUCUGAUUGGUUGGAUCUGACAGAGCAGGCGCUGGUGGGACUGUCAGAUGAGGUUAAGCUCCAGCGGGUUCUGAGGUAUGUCUUGCACAGUCACCAUCGGGAAGUAACUAAGGUUGUGGACGCCGCCGGUGGCAGUUGGGCAAAGUUUGGAGACCUAAUGCGAAGGAAGUAUAGGCUGGGGGACGGCCUGUUGACCAUGGCCGACUUGGAGGCCAUGAACAAGGAAGACUUCUCUACCGUUGGGGCGUUUGGGCACGAGUUCAAGAAAAGGGCGAGGAAAGUGCACGGGAUUUCUGAGGAGGCGCAGUGCGCCACAUUUUUGGGGCUGCUUACAGGCUCGGAGGCCACAGAGCUGACGAAGUAUGGGAAAGGAAGCGAGAGGCUCACCUGGGAAACCAUUGACAAGGGAGUGGAAGAAGGGAGCCUGGACCAGGUGGAGCAGCACCAAAUGAGGCUGCAAAGGCGCAAGAGGAAGGAGAGGGAUGCUACUGCAUCCGGGACCCCAGGGGUGAAGAAAAUAGUCACGGACGUGUUGGCGGCACUGGGGUAUGAUAGCGAAGCAGAACUACAGAAAAAAGUGGUGGCAGUGGCCCAAGGCCUGGCGUCAGGAGUAGGAGAUGAGGAGGCAGGGCGCGAAGACUACGGCGGAGGGGAGACGGGCUCCCAAGCCCUGACUAAGGCUCAGAGGAAGCAGCGUAAUCUGCUACUGGGGGGACAGGGAUUAGGGAAAGGGCAGACUCCCCAAGACCUUGCCGCACCACCACCUGUUGCCACGGCUGCCCCAGCGCCCGCGCCAGCCAGAUCAUCGCAUAUGGGGCCGCCGCCAUCUUGUGGAUACGGGCGGUUGAAGGCGGGGACUAUAAAGGAGGAGCCCAUAGUUGUUGAGUCUGACGAUGAGGCGCAGGAAGUGGUGAGAGAGUCAGCCUCGACCAUCCUGGAGAGGAUGGAGGACCUGCUUGCAAAGGUCGGCAGGUAUCAGGAACGACUAAGGGCAAUGUGUGAAAAGGCCCGGGAAUGGGAAAUGAGCCUUCCGGAGGUGAUGCUCCAUGGGUCCGGUCCGGAGUCGUCAUCAGGACCGCAAGGAUGUCCAAGCGUGGCGACAGCCGGGGCAGGUCCGAUGUCAGGGAUGACCUUUAGACCCCCUACAUCGCAUGGAAGGGUACCACAGGCCGCGCAGACUAGGGGCCAAAGUAAGGCUACCACCAGUCAAGGGCCUAGCCAGGCACCCAGUCGGGCGCCCCCUCGAAAGGACCCUGAGCCCGAACGAAGAAAGGAAGUGGUAGAGGUUCAAGAAAAGGAAGAUGAGGGUGAUGACGAAGAGGACGAGAGGCUCCGGCAGGAAGAGGACCGGAGGGCGGAACAGAGGGCCAAGAAGAGAGGGGCUCAGGGAGGGGUGGAGCCGACUUUGCAUGAUGGCGUGCCAAAAAGGAAGAAGUACGCAGUCCGGCUGGAGGAAGGCUUUGACGUGGAGCGAAUGGUGGAUAAGCUACUGAAGGGCCAUAACGAUCUGAUGAACUUAAAGGACAUUUUGACCUCAGCACCAAGGCUCCGGGGCGAGCUGAAAGGGCGGCUCUCGCGAAGGUUAAUGCCCAAUGUCCACCUGAGCUCAAUUCUGCCCAGGGAGAUAAAGUGGACAGAGGCGGGCACCAGGAUGGAUUGGAAAUGUGUGGCGUGUAGGUUGGUGGACUUCAAGGUGAGGGACCAGCCGAGCAUUGCAAUGGUGGACACGGGCGCGGAGAUGAAUAUCAUCCGGGAGCGGGACGCGACGAUGUUAGGGUUGGAAGUUGACCAUUCGGACCAUGGUGUGCUGCACGGCGCCAACUGCAAGGCCAUUUUCUGCGGCACCGCGUCCAAUGUGAUGGUGGAGAUUGGGGGAGAGAGGACCUUGAUGGUGGAGACCAUGAGGAGGAGGCAUUGCGCAUAUGCGUUUAAUGAUGAUGAGCGUGGGAGGUUGGACGUGGAUAAGAUCCCGAUGAUACGAAUCCAUAUCGUCCCACACGAGCCGUGGAACCUGAGGGGCGCGCGGUACCCGAAUCCGGAUGAGGAGAAGAACGUGGUGGAUUACUUGGAUGGGAAGAUGAGGACGUAUGUGGCAGAUUACUCCAGUGGACCGUAUGCUUCCUCUUGGUUUUGUUCUAUCAAGCCGAACGGAACGCUGCGGUGGGUGCAGGAUCUGCAACGACUGAAUGCAGUGACGGUGCGGGACGCGGGAGGAUUGCCGAACGCGGACGCCCUGUCAGAAUCAUGCGCAGGAAGGCCUAUAAUUUCACUUAUAGACCUUUACUCUGGGUAUGACCAGUUUCCUGUGUACCCACCGGAUAGGCCGGUGACGGCGAUGCAUACGCCAAGGGGGCUGAUCCACAUGAACGUGACGCCUCAGGGGUGGACUAAUGCGGUGGCGAUGGUGCAAAGGCAUAUGAUUAGGGCCAUGCAGACGGUUAGUCCACAUAUUACUCAGCCCUACAUUGACGAUUUGGCGGUCAAGGAUCCAAAGGAGAAGGAGGAAGAUGAAGUGAUGCCAGGAGUGAGGCGGUUCGUCUGGAAGCACGUCCAGGAUAUCGAUCAGGUUUUGGGUCUGCUGGAAGAACACAACCUGGCGGCGAGCGGCCCCAAGUCGAAACAUUGUAUGAGGGAGGCCACGAUUCUGGGCUUUGUCUGCAACGAGAAGGGGCGGAGGUCAGACGUGAAGAAAACGGAUAAGAUCCUAGAGUGGCCAGUCCCCUUCCAGUCGAUAACGGAUGUGAGGAGCUUCCUUGGGACCUGCGGGUUUUGGAGGAGUUUUGUGAAGGACUUCGCCACCAAGACGGAGCAUUUGAGGAAGCUGAGGUUGAGAGCUUCCCCUAGGGGGCGUGAUGACGUGCCCAUUCGAUUGGAGGACGGGAACGCGGAUGAGUUCAUCCCCGCAUACGAGCACUACAUGUUGAGUCUGGGGGUUGCGUGGGAGGAAUGGGUACAAACCCUACUUAUCUGGACGAGGCAGGCAGAGAGGCAGGUGGCCAAACAGAUUCGGGAGAGGGCUCGAGACUGGGAGGACUGUCAGGCCCAGCUUAGAAGGGUGUUCGGACGGCCACAGCACGAGAGGCACGAGCCCAGAGUUGAAAGGCGGCGGCGAAGCAAGAGGCCAAGGGAACCGGCACCGAGAGAGGCGAGACUGGCCGGAGAGAGGAGGGGAGCCCCAGCCCAGCGGGAGGAUGAGCCUGCAGGGCCCGCAUUGGCAGAGGAGUCGUUCCCUGCUUGUGGCCUCCGGGCGGUUGAGUUCCGGCAGAUUACGAACAAGGAGUUGAGGCCGCCCUCGCCACUGCCAUCAACGCAGGAGCUGGAUAUACCAAGAGAGACGCCAUUCCGAAGCUUAGCGACUCAUCUCGAUGUAUCCCAAUGGGAGGCCUCACGGCUGGGAGAGGGCUCAGUUGAGCCGGCAUGCUACGUGCCAUUGGAGGAGCCCCUCGACCCUGAGCUGGAGACAGAUAUGCGAGACCGAGAGGAGCCGCAGGGUCCUGAGAUGGCAGCCGAGUGGCCGGAUCCGGUACGACCUCAGGGUAGAGAGGUGAUCACGGUUGGGGACGAUACCCCUCCAUGCUCCCCAGCUCCAGAGCCAGCACAACGUUCAUGGCCAGAGGGGAUUCCUGAGCCAGGCAGUGAGGAGAUUCCGGAGUUUCCCCCUGAGGCCACCACUGUGCCUGAGCAGGAGGCAGAGGCGGAGGACCAGGGAGUGUGUGAGAGAGCAAGAGUGGAGGCGCCCUUUGACUUGCCAUCGGCCACGCACGUGGCCGAGGGCCCAGUUAUCGAGGAGCCCAUUCCGAUGGAGUCACCGCCGGCAGUGCCACGUACGAGCGAGAGGAUGAGAGCCGAGGUGUCGACCAAUGAGCUCAGGGUUAAGGAGUUGGAGGUAGAACACCUGACCACUCAGCUUGCCGAGGAGAGGGCGAGGAUCCAGGCCAGAGAGGUUGAGUGGGAGAGGAGAUUUGGGGAGAUGGCGACCGCUAUGGAUAGGCUCUCAGCAGCCUGGGAGGCUAGCCAGAUGAGGCCUAAUAGCCAGGGCUGUGGGACGCAGGCGCCGCCGAAUCAGGAAGUAGCAGUGGAGGUCCGUCGUCAGGCCGAGCCGAUGGAGGAGGCGCCCUUGGACGCAGUCGAGGAGGAGAGUGGCGCGCAGGAGUCGCUUAUGGCUAUGUCCACAGAGAGGAGAAGUUCGCGUUUGCAUGAGCUGGCGGCAGCCAUGGGGAUAAUCACUCCACAGGAGAGGCCUCAGAGACUCGAUGCUCCAGAGCAGGCCCCAAGGUUGGGAGAGUUGAGGGCGGAGCUGGGCUCCUGGGCCACGGGGACAGAGUCAAGAGGGUCUGACUCGCGACGGCAACAGCAGCAGCAGGAGGUCAUGAGUGAGCCCACCACCAUGAUGGGCUCUCAGCCGUCAGGCUCAUGCAGGGAUGAGGUGGUGGUUGUGGCAGAGAGGGCUCAUGGGGAGGGACCCCGAGGGUUGGAUAUGCCAGACUGCAGGCCAGUGAGCACAGUUGAACGAGGAAGUGAGGGUGCUGAGGCUAUGGAGCCCGGACCUCAGGGCCAUAUGGGAUUGCCCUCGUGUCAUGAGGUAACUACUGAGACCAUGGGGACGCCUUCAGCAUCGAGUUCGCAGGGGAGAAAGAAAAAGACUGCCAGGUGGCACCAUACCUCCUGUUUUUGGUGCAAGGAAGAAGGGCAUAGAGCCGUGGACUGCCCAGAACUCCUAGAGGAUAAGGCCGAGGGGCGAGUUGCGGAGUUCAGUGGCAAGUUCUACGACAGGCAGGGCAAGAUAGUAGAGCGAGCUCCAGAUGGGGGCAGGGCUCAGUUGUAUAGGCAGGACCAGGAGGAAUUGUGUAAGUAGGGACCGGUCUGUCUAUAUAUGGGUAGGACUAGAGAUCCUUGACACACACAGGGCGGGGUUAGGGGUGUACAUAUUUUGAGUCAGU
Messenger RNA from Chara braunii, 5155 nucleotides. The record is from the annotation of a GenBank genome assembly. NCBI's taxonomy places the organism in Eukaryota, Viridiplantae, Streptophyta, Charophyceae, Charales, Characeae.